Suricata suricatta (meerkat) is the source of this 1002-nucleotide messenger RNA. RefSeq names its product histone H2B 1/2. NCBI's taxonomy places the organism in Eukaryota, Metazoa, Chordata, Mammalia, Carnivora, Herpestidae. Bases 1 to 195 code for a protein of 64 amino acids. Gene Ontology annotation, cellular component: nucleosome. The transcript is spliced from 2 exons. The record is from RefSeq and is a predicted model, not a curated record. Gene Ontology annotation, molecular function: DNA binding; structural constituent of chromatin; protein heterodimerization activity.
AUGAACUCGUUCGUCAACGACAUCUUCGAGCGCAUCGCGGGCGAGGCGUCGCGCCUGGCGCAUUACAACAAGCGCUCGACCAUCACGUCGCGGGAGAUCCAGACGGCCGUGCGCCUGCUGCUGCCCGGCGAGCUGGCCAAGCACGCCGUGUCCGAGGGCACCAAGGCCGUCACCAAGUACACCAGCUCCAAGUAAACUUGCCUUGCCAAGACAAAGAAUCAUCUUCAGAAAAAAGCAGCUGCACUUCUAAAGCUAGAGGAGAAUCACGAAACUGCUGCCCACCAUCCUUUCCAGACGAAGGGGAGCCUGGGCCACCUUAGAGACAACUGUGCUGUGGCCAAGAACUUCCAAGACGGAUCAACCUCAUUUCAGAAAAGAACGAUCCUCAAAGGGAAUACAGAUAACCUCAAAAUAAGAAAUCUUUGUACCAAAUAAAUGAGGUCCUUUAUACCGAAAAAAUUUAAUUAACUUUCCACAUUAAGGAAAAUUUACUACACUGACCUCUGUUUCUCAUUCUUACACAGAAGAGAGGAAAGUGGCAGGGACCAACACUGCCCAUAGAUGAGCGUUUGGGAACCGCUGAUUCGCUCAAAUCCCCUUCCUUUCGGAAUUGAAAACAGUGUCUCUGAAACAGCUCAGCUAAUCGGAGAAGGGACCCAGGUUAAAGCGGAUUUCUUGACUAUUUCCCUGAAAGUAUAUCUACUCACUUCAACACGUGUUAAGCCUUAUAUUCUAUUAUUACAAGAAAUCCACACACAUAUUAACAGAAUAUGAUGAAGCAAUCCACACGAUGAAAAUUCUACUUGAGCUUUCACGUUCCAACAUAGCCUCCUAUAAUUUUCUUAAGGCAGUCAACAAAGCGACUGUCGACCAAUAGAUGAAUUGUGACAGAAUAAGGCCUGAUCACACAAUCUAACAUUGUUAUGAAAGCAAAGGAGCUUUCGACACAUGUGACAACCUGGCAACUCAAUGUUCCCUGAAUAAAGCAAUUCCCAGAAACCA